Molecule: messenger RNA, 2073 nt
Organism: Entrophospora sp. SA101
Lineage: Eukaryota; Fungi; Glomeromycota; Glomeromycetes; Entrophosporales; Entrophosporaceae
Source: the annotation of a GenBank genome assembly
AUGCUCAAACAAUCAAAUUUCGAUUCAAGUAAAGCAUCUUCGGAUGAUUCAACUUUUGAUUUACUAGUUAUUGGUGGUGGCGCUGUUGGCUCUGGUGUGGCUCUUGAUGCUGCCACAAGAGGUUUAAAAGUUGCCUUGGUUGAAAGAGAUGAUUUUUCUUCUGGAACUUCUUCUCGUUCUACAAAACUUGUUCACGGUGGUGUUCGAUAUCUCGAGAAAGCCUUCAGAAAACUUGAUUAUGGUCAAUUUAAACUAGUUAGGGAAGCUCUUCACGAACGUGCAACCUUCUUACACAUCGCACCUUACCUAAGUCAACAAUUGCCAAUAAUGUUACCGAUUUACAGGUGGUGGCAAAUUCCAUAUUAUUGGGCUGGUACAAAAGCCUACGAAUUAUUGUCUGGUAAAGAAGCUUUGGAAAGUAGUUAUUUCUUAACUCGUAGUAAAGCUCUCGAAGUUUUUCCAAUGUUAAAAAAAGAUAAAUUAGUAGGUGCUAUAGUUUUUUAUGAUGGUCAACAUAAUGAUGCUCGUAUGAAUGUGGCGGUUGCUUUAACUGCAGCUUAUUAUGGAGCUGCUGUUGCUAAUCAUGUCGAAGUUAUAAAGGUAUUAAAGGAUGAAUCGGGGACUGUGAAUGGCGCUCGUUUAAGAGAUAAUUUGACUGAUGAAGAAUGGGACGUAAAGGCCAAAGGAGUUAUAAGUGCUACUGGUGCAUUUGCAGAUGGUUUACGUUCAUUGGAUGAUCCUAAAACAGAAAAAAUAGUUGCACCCUCUUCUGGUACACAUAUAAUAUUACCAAAUUAUUAUAGUCCUCGAAACAUGGGUUUGCUAGAUCCUCUUACUUCGGACAAUAGAAUUAUUUUCUUAUUACCUUGGGAAGGUAAUGUCAUAGCCGGUACGACCGAUUCUCCUGCAGACGUAACUUUUGAGCCAUUGGCUAAAGAAGAAGAGAUUCAAUGGAUAUUGGAAGAAAUAAAAAGAUAUUUGAGUGCAGAUAUUAAAGUUCGUCGUGGUGAUGUGCUCGCAGCUUGGUCGGGUAUUAGGCCAUUGGUUCGUGAUCCUAACGCGAAAAAUACUUCCGAGUUAGUAAGAAGUCAUAUGAUUAAUGUCAGUGAUUCUAAAUUGAUUACUAUUGCUGGUGGAAAAUGGACUACGUAUCGUGCUAUGGCAGAGGACACUGUUGAUAAAGCUAUUGAAGUUUAUGGUUUGAAUCCUUUGAAUGGUUCACGUACAAAAGAUGUUAAACUUAUUGGUUCACAUGGUUAUUCCAGCACUAUGUUUAUAAAGUUGAUUCAACAAUUUGGUUUAGAAACUGAGGUUGCUCAGCAUUUAUCAAAUAGUUAUGGUGAUCGUGCUUGGGCUGUUGCAGCUUUAUCAGAACCUACUGGUAUACGUUGGCCCGUUUUUGGACAAAGAAUAAUAUCUGUCUAUCCUUAUAUAACUGCCGAAGUUCGUUACGCUGUUCGAAGAGAGUAUGCUUGUACCGUUGUGGACGUAAUUGCACGUCGUACACGUUUGGCCUUCCUUAAUGCACAAGCGACUCUAGAAGCACUUCCAAAAAUAGUCGAGAUAAUGAGUCAAGAAUUAAACUGGUCACCAAAAAAGCAAACGGAAGAGUUUGACAAAGCAGUAAAAUUCCUACAUACAAUGGGAUUACCACCAUCAAAAGACAAAUUGACCAUUGAAAAAGUUAAAAAUGAAUUCUCGAAACCAACAGCUCACGAAUCUAUUUAUUCGCGUAAUCAAUUCCAACCAGAAGAAUUGGUCAGCUUCCAAAAAAUAUUUUCGAAAUAUGAUGCUAACGGUAGUGGAAAAAUCGAUAUAAAAGAUUUGGAAAAGAUUAUUAAAAAUAUUUUUGGUGUAAAUUUAUCAACUACUUCGUCGAAGUCGCUGGUUUCAAGAGUUAAAAGGUUUGAAGAGGACAAGAAGAACAGCAAUGAGUUGAUUGAGUUUAGAGAGUUUUUGGAUUUUAUGGCAGCAAUUAAAGAAGAGAUGCAGAGUAAAGAUUUACGUUUGAAAUCUGAUAAAAAAUUUGAACAAACAAGAAUUCCUAUAGAAAGAUCAUCUGGCGGUGUAUAA